AUGCUGACUUUGUGUUUCUCUGUAUCUCUGCUUUCAUACAGCAACUAUGUUAUGAUGAUGGAUGAAGGAAAUCAUACCCUCAUUGCUGAAUUUGUUCUCUCAGGAUUCUCAGAGCAGCUGAAUGUCCAGGUCAUCCUCUUUAUAGUGUUUUUAAUCGUCUAUAUGCUCACUCUGUUAGGGAAUCUGGGGAUGAUUGUGUUAAUCCGAAUGGAUUCCCGGCUUCACACCCCAAUGUACUUCUUCCUAAGCAGCUUAUCCUUCUUAGACAUCUGCUAUUCUUCCUCAGUCACGCCCAGAUUGCUCAAAGAUCUUGUAGCAAAGAGGAAAGUCAUUUCUUACUCUGCAUGUCUUACACAAUUUGAUUUCUAUGCUACCUUUGCCACCACUGAAUGUUACCUCCUGGCUGCUAUGGCAUAUGAUCGUUACAUGGCUAUCUGUAGCCCGUUGCUCUAUACAAUCUCUAUGUCCAGCAGAGUUUGUGCCCUGCUGGUAGCUGGCUCAUAUAUUGCUGGGAUUGUGAAUGCCACUAUCCAUACAGGGUUUGCAUUUCGACUGUCCUUCUGUGGUCCCAACGUCAUCAAUCAUUUUUAUUGUGAGGGGCCCCCACUUUAUGCCAUUUCUUGCACGGACCCAACCAUCAAUGAGGUUAUGAUGUUUGUUGUGGUGGGCUUCAAUUUGUUGAUAACCAACCUGACCGUUCUUCUCUCCUACACUUACAUCCUGGCCACCAUCCUGAGAAUGCACUCGGCUGCGGGCAGGUACAAAACCUUAUCCACAUGUGCUUCCCACCUGACAGCUGUGACUCUCUUCUAUGGAUCUGCUGCGUCUACGUACUCACGGCCUAGUUCCAGGCAUUCCCAGAACCUCGACAAAGUGAUCUCUGUGUUUUACACCGUGCUGACCCCCAUGCUGAACCCCGUCAUCUACAGCCUGAGGAACAAGGAGGUGAAGGGUGCCCUCGGGAGAGUGAUAGAUAGGAAACAUUCAUCUGAAAGAUAA
Molecule: messenger RNA, 999 nt
Organism: Struthio camelus australis
Lineage: Eukaryota; Metazoa; Chordata; Aves; Struthioniformes; Struthionidae
Product: olfactory receptor 5AR1-like
Biological process (GO): G protein-coupled receptor signaling pathway; sensory perception of smell
Cellular component (GO): membrane
Molecular function (GO): G protein-coupled receptor activity; olfactory receptor activity; odorant binding
Source: RefSeq, a predicted model, not a curated record